UGAGGGAUGUCCAGCUCCUCAUCUGCGCUCUGUACUGCAUCAGCACCAGGCACUGCGUGAGAAAGACACUAGUCGCAUCCCCCGCUGAGAGCAACGCCGCGUGCGGCUCAUUCAAUCUGGAGCGUCAGAUGGUCGAGCUGGAUGCGCCGCGUCUUUGUCCCUCUCUGUACCCGGACUGUGCGAGUUAACGCAGGAACGGACCAUUAGUAGUUAAAGCUCCAGAGAAAACACGUUACAUCUGUACUGAUUACAGGUUUAUACAUCUCGAGCACUUGGAUUAUUGUCCUCAUAUCACGAUUCCCGUUGAUUGCACGCGCGGAGAAGUAGACGAGCGCGCGAACGAACUCCGCUGUUUCGGGAGAAGAAAGCGGAUCGUUGCGGUUUGAAAUGUGUAAAUUCGGUUCCUUUCUUGCGAGGGAGGAGCGAUGAGCGCGUAAACAAUACUGGGUCUCUUUGUUUCUCACACACGAACCGGUGGAAGAUCAUGUUGACAUGUCGCGCUCUGCUGGAUUUGGAGAUAUGAUGAUAUGAUUGUAUUCUGUCCUGCGUCGCGCGCAUUUAUCUUUCUCACUAACUUAGGGAAGUGUUGUCCUGGGUUGAAUCUGCUUGACUUUGCAUUAUAUAGUAUAUUCAUUUCACUUCCCUAACAAACACAUUUAUGCUGUUACCUUCAUAUCUUCUAUUUGUACGGUUGAACGUUCAGGAUGCUUUCAAAAGAAGGGCAUAUUUGAUUCGCGUCUAGCGCCUUUGAAGUGAAGAAAGACCCUUUACGCGUGUAAAAUCGUCUCUUUGCCCGGGUAUCUGGGCAUCGUUUGUGGAGUUACAGCGACCCACGUGGAAACACGGACUCCAAGGAGGGCAAGAUGGGCUGUUGCAGUGGCCGAUGUACGCUGGCCUUUAUAUGUGGCAUGCAAUUGAUCAGCAUCUUGGAAAGACAAAUAUUUGAUUUCCUCGGAUAUCAGUGGGCUCCUAUUCUCACGAACUUCAUCCAUAUCAUCACAGUGAUUCUAGGCCUCUUUGGGACAGUACAGUUCAGACCGCGAUAUGUUACUGGGUAUGCAGUCUGGUUGGUGCUUUGGGUCACCUGGAAUGUCUUCAUCAUCUGUUUCUAUUUGGAAGUGGGUGACCUUUCAAAGGACACAGACCUGAUCAUGACCUUUAACAUCUCCAUGCAUCGCUCCUGGUGGAUGGAGAACGGCCCGGGGUGCAGGGUGACCCCCGUGACCCCUCCUCCCUCCUGGGCCCCGGAGGACCAUCGCUACAUCAGCAUCACUGGCUGUCUGCUGGAAUACCAGUUUGUGGAGGUGGCUCACAGUUCCUUGCAGAUUAUCCUGGCUCUUGCUGGGUUCAUCUAUGCCUGUUAUGUUGUGAAGCUCAUUUCAGAAGAGGAGGACAGCUUUGACUUUAUAGGAGGGUUUGAUUCGUAUGGUUACCAAGGGCCACAGAAGACAUCGCAUUUGCAACUACAACCAAUGUACAUGUCAAAGUAAAGGAUAACUGCCUUAUCAACCAAUCAAAAUGAAGAAUUGAUGUUCAAACAUUGUCUUUCAAUGUAAAUGUCUUAACAUAAUAGUGUCUUACGAAUUGUCGGAGGAACAUGAACCGACACUUUAACCUCAAAGACUCAAGCAACAUAGCGGAUUUUCUUUGUCUAUUCCCAGCCCCAUUCCUAGCACCAGAGCAUCACUGUACAUCUGGGCUGGGCUGUCACUGUUGGUUGGCAUGAGAGAGCCCCCUUGUGGCUGAGCCCCUCUUUGCCACUAUCAGCAAUGCAAAACAAUGCUUAACAAAGAAAUGGAUUUUGUUGAUCUCUGUGGAUGCCUGGGGAAAGAUCUUGAGCACAGCGGCAAUAAGAAAGACAUGGAAUCGUGCAAUGGACCGAGUGGACUCCACAGUGUUUCGACUGACUUUCCUGGAAACCAUCCAUAACUUAAAAGAAUGUUCAUUAACCAGUCAGUAUGAUAUUAGUUAUCUGAUGUAGUCCUACAAUCUUCAAACGGUGACUGGAGUGAAUUCUUUUGGAGAGUCAUUAUUUGGUUGUUUACAAAGGGUUAUUCCAAGCAUUGGGGUUACCAUCGCACUGGGUUUUCAUACAGUAUUUAAUCACAAACUGGUUAGUUUUUCUUCUUUCUCCUGGAUGUACUUGUCUUGAAAGUGCCAAGAACAGUUAUGACAAACAAAUACAAAUAUCAGUAGCUGCUAAGAGAUUCAUAUUUUUGGAGUUAAACGACAGUCAAAAAUACCUUUGAUUUUAUCCGUUAAUAACGUCACCAUGGGAUCAGCCGUAUUUGUUUGCAUGAGGUGUCAAAAUCUGUUGCGUAUUUAAUAUCUUUCCGGUAGAACUAGGCCAGCCUUGGAAAGGGUAACAGUUGGUCUAAAAGUGACUGUCCUUGCUCUAAAAGGUUAUUUGUGAAUAUUGUGUUUUUCUAAGAUGGUGUUGAAUCUUGUUACCAAGAUAACGAAUAGAAAUCUGUAACUUUGUUCAAUUUUAAACCUUUUUUUUUGUUGUUGUUUUUUUUUGUUGUUUUUUUUACCUGUGUGCCAGUGUUCACUCUUUUCUAGUAGACUAAUAAUUUAUUAAGCCGUGUAAGUGGGCCUUUCUUUUCGAUAUAAAUGUACAUAAUGAUGGGGGAAUCUUUAGAGGGGGUUAGGGGUAGGGAUAGAGAUGCAUUAUUAUUUAUAGUGUGUGGCACUAUAGUCUACUAUGAGUCUACUCGGGUUAGAAUGUUUUGUUUUGUGUAGUGACAGGAACAGAACCCCAAUCUUUAAAAGCUUUCUAAAAGGGAUAGUUCACCCCAAAAUGAAAAAGCUGUCAUUAUAAACUCAUGUUGUUCCAAACCCAAAUGACUUUCUUUCUUCUAUGGAACAACAUGAGGGUAAGUAAAUGAUUGAUUGAAAUGAUUUUUGAUUGAACUAUCCCUUUAACGCAGUUGUUCCCCAAUGGUAAAGUGGGCAGCACUCGCUAUUAAAAGCCAAAGCUAUUCAGGUCUGUUACGUCUCUGAUUUAGCUAUACUGUAUGGCUUUUUUUGUAACCUGCCUGAAUGAAUAUAUUAAAAACAAACGACUUUCUUUUUAUACUGCACUUUCAAUUGCCUGAAAUAUUUCAAAAUCGCAUAUCGUACCGGUUGAAUGGUACAUAAAAGCGAGAAAUGUCUUCAUUUGGGUCAAAGAACCAUACCAAACACAGCUGAAUAACACAUUUUCCCUUCCUCUGCAGAUAAUGGAUGAUGAAAUAUGUAUUUCUCCACUGUAUAUUACCUUCUCCUUUAAACUGAUUCAUUGUAAUUGUGUGCAGAACCUGUCGGGUCGAGAUAUAUCUGCGGUUUGAUGUAAAAUUCCUGAGAGAAAGUGCCUGAAAUGACAUCCUGUUAACAUUCCAAUAAAUGGCAAUCUGCUCUCACCCUGAAUGGCUGUAGAUAAACAGAGGGUAUGUGUUAAAUCAAACCCCUUGUCAACUGCACUAGCAAAGCUAAGUGGCUUUGAUAAUUAAUAAAGAUAUUUUCUCUCCAGACCUCACUGGCAAAUAAUUCCCUGCAGUCCUAUCUUAUUCACAACUAUCUUUGUGCGUCUGACUCAAUACGGGGUGAUGGUUGUUUGUGUGGUUAAUACAAAUAAACAAGAGUAAUGAAAUUAUUGAAGGAUACCUGUCUGGGUGAAUCUCACAAAACCGGACCAGAAUGGCAAAUUAUCUUUAAAUCAACAGAAAGAAUAAGAAAUCGUCUAUUUUUAGAACUGUUAUUUUCAUGACAAUAAGGCUCAAACCACCCCCCAUUUUCAGUGGCGUAAUGCACAUAAAUCUCAUUUUAAUUACUGUAAUGAAAGAAAAAUGAAUGCUAAGUAAUUAAAAUUGUAUUGUGGUAGUAUUUGUUUUACUGCUUUUAAUGAAUGCUGAUUUAAAUGCAAAAAAAAAAAUAAAUAAAAAAAUGUAUUCACAAUUGAGCAUUAUAUGAAUAAAAAAAAAUACAAAUAAAAACAGAAAGAGAUUUUCACAUUAUGGUAAUUUUGGAAGAAAAUUUGCUUAAUUUUCAUAGAAUCAAUGCAGUGUUUCCUACAGAAUCCUUUUUAUUACUGAACAUUCACGACGUUACAAGACACUGUAUGUCAUAAUCCAUAAAGUGUAUACAAUUUCUUUUGGCGAAGGAGAGUUCGUUCAGUGAGUUCAUUCAGUGAAGGAUUCGUCAGACUGAUUCAAAGCGGUAACUAGUGUUGGCGAGUCACUUCGAGCGAUUCAUUAAAAGAACAGGCUCAUAAGAGUCAUUUGCCUGUUAAUCAGACUACACUAAUCUCGAUUUAUAUUCGAUUUGGAGUGCAGAUAGUCACUUCAUUAGCUUGCCCAGUAGUGGUUGGUGAACAGUGAGGCAGAUCAGUCAAGAACAUAGAGCCAAUCGCACAGGGUUGCUGCAGAGUUUUUAAAAUCAAAUUUAAGACUUUUGAAGACCUUUUUCAAGAACUGAACAAAUAAAAUGAAUACCAUAUCCCCAUACCAAAACAAACUAACACAAUCUCAAAAUAAAUCAUGUAUCACAGACUCUUACUUAAACAGGCAGGAGCACACAUUCAACAUGGCCUUAACAUUGCUCAGUAAAACAGUAUAGGCUAUAUGCAAGUUUAAAAUACUCAAGACAUGUUUUCCACAUGUAUAUCACAUUAAAAUUGGUUUAUGUAUUAUUAUAUAAAUACAUACAAAUUAGAGGUCGACUGACGUUCUUAGUCUUUCCUUCCUGUGAUGGGAAGAGCCAGAUAGUGACUACAAGAGUCAAAAUUUAAAUUCCAGAUGCACUUUAUUUUGGAUUUGAUUCAUAGCAUGGAACUUUUAACUUUAAAGGCACUUUAACCGGGGACUCUUAUUUUGAAAUGUUUGCGCUUCACCGCUUCCAACUGCUCAUUCAAACAAAUAAGGGAUAUAAAAUGUGCACUCCUACAAUAAUCUACAACAUAUUACAAUAUAAACGAUUAAAAGUAAACAUUGUCAUAUUUCAUCAACAGUUGAUCUUUAGUGAUAGCUUGUCAUUCAUUUCCGAUAUGGCUUAAUGAUUGUGAACUGCUCACCAACAGCUGGAAACACUCACAAGCCCCCACUUGAUUGGAGAAAAUACAACAGUGCUGCAUUUUCGCUUUUAAGGACAUAGCGCAUGCAUUUAUUUAAUUAGAUCGUAUUCUUCUGAAGUUUGAUAAUCACAUUAGGUCAUAUCAUGAUUCUGGUCAUUCCACCCCCAAAUUUAAGACCUCUUUAAAUGAUUAUUAAGACUUUCAUUGUAUCAUUUAAGAUAUUUAAGACUUUUUAUUAUCUUAGAUUUUGGAAAACUGAAUUUAAGACAUUUUAAGACUUUUUAAAGAUCUGCAGGAACCCUGUCAUAACAGUGGCCGUUUACUGUCAAGUCUUAAAGGAGAAGCAGCACCAAAGCUGAGUGUUUCUGAAAGAGGGUCAGAAUGAGGGUGGAAAAAUGAUCAUGUUUUAAAAAUAUAUGACUGUUUAUUGUGCAAAAAAUAAUAAUUUACUAAUACUAUAAGUGAAAAUUAAGGAAGAUUUUAAAAUAAUAAAAAAGGCAUGUCAUGACCCCUUUAAAAAAAAUGGCUUAUAAGAGUAAUUUGUUUGGGAAGCGGACUAUAUUGGGCGAGUUAAUUCAGUAAAGGAUUCGUCAGACUGAUGCAGACCAAAAACUUUUGCAACGGAAAAAACUUUUGUGGCGGAAGGGAGUUCAUUAAGUGCGGUUAUUCAGUGAAGGAUUUGUGAUUGAAUCUAACCGAUGACUAGUGUGUAAGCGAGUUGUUUUGAGCGAAUCUUUAAAAGAACCGGCUCAUAAGAGUCAUUUGUUCUUGAAUCAGACUACACUAGUUGUGGUUUAUGUUUGGUUUGGAGUGCAGACAGCGAACAAAACACAACAGAAAGAUGUGUUGUUUUGGCAUUAUUUCAUGGUACCCAACUAUUUCUGCUUACCAGAAUGAUCUAACAUUAUAAAAAUAAAACCUAAAAAUAACCAUUAGAUAAUGUUCUGUGUAGAUUUUUAUUAGGUUGCCACACAAGAACCUCCUAGCAACGUUCUGGGAGCGUUAGUUUAUGGUUACCACAAAAAAACGAGUUUGCAGGGUAAACACUUUUUAUCUCACCACAUUCAGUUCAGACUGUAUGCUCACAACUCGUGUAAACUUCUGUCGUGACGCUGCUGAAUAGCUGUGCAGGAAACACUGAAACCACGUCACAAUGCAAAAAGUCUUAAAAUAGGCUUUAUUUUCUUUAUGCAAAAUACAGUUUUGGUGGUUAAAUGUGACUUGGACAUGUUUUUGUGAGAUUCACCCGUACAAUUGAAAGAUGAAAUGCUUUAUUGUUUAAAAAGUACACAACUGCCUAAACUCCUCAAAGAUUAGCCGCUUUCAGGACAUUGAGUCUUUACAUCAAUCUGACUGCUUUAUGGGUGACUUUUAAGACGCAUGUAAAUACAUCUUUGAUUCAGACAUGGUGCUUAAUUUAGACAUGUUAAAUAAACAUAGAAAGUUAAAGCAAAAAUGUCCUGACUCUUAAUAUACUUGCAAGGUGCAGUCUAAAGCUUAUGUGAGAUUUACUCUGCAUUAUUUCUUGUAAAACAAGAUGUGAUAGGCACUCUGUGUUAAAUGUCAAAUUUGACUAUUAUAAUUACUGAGCUGAAAGAGGCCUGAAUGCAAAUGAAUAUACUAAAAGUUCAGGAAAUCGUGCAUGAUUCUUACCCAGGAGUGUACGUGAUGUCACUAUAACAAUGCUCUAACCAAAACCAAUAUCGCUUUCAUUUGAUGAUAUACUGUAAGAGUAGCUUAAUCAUUCUCGUUAAUUAUAUGGUCAGUUAUGAUAUUCUAAGACAAAUGACUGCAACAUUUUUGAUAAAUGAUAUUACGUGGCUACUCACAUGUAUUGCGGCAGGUCCAAGAUGAAAAGUCCAUUGAGUGGCACUAAAAGCAAGUACAUUUUUUCCAAAAAAAAAACAAAAAAAAGGGCAAAUGCAAUUGUUACAUGAAAAAAUGCAAUUGCUGAAGCAACCAUGUAGUUCUUCUUUGACACUUUAGGCUCACGUGUCGACUUGCAUGCUCUUUAGCACUUGUAUCAGUUGAGCUAUACUGGGCAAUCAUGUUAAAACAAGUUUAUUAAUGUAGCUGGUCAUGUAAUGCUUUACAGGUCAUUCACUAUAGUAAAAGUAUUUUGAUGUCAUAGGAUAGCAUUUUGUGAGAAACAGGGCGAAAAGUAAGUGUUAGUUAACAGAUAAUCUGCCAUUUAACUAAUGAUUUGUGUUAAAGGGAAUAAAUGUCAUUAUUGUUGUAACGCCUCCAGUGUUCAUUUCACCAGGAAACUGCCGCAAUAUGUACAACGAGCUACGUAAAAAAUCAUUUUGGAAAAAUGUUGGUAUAAUAACAUGUUUCUGACACAAGGUUGUUGAAAACAAUCAUUGUUUAUGCAAUUACGUUUGGUGGUGCAGAAUAUACAUCCAUUUAAGCAGCUGCCCAGACUGUUUUGAAUGGAUUCAGUGCUACAUUACGAAUAGCUAGGCCUUUUUUUUGUAUUACUUCUGUUACUUUAAAAAAAAAAAAAUUACAUAUAAUAA
This is a messenger RNA of Myxocyprinus asiaticus (Chinese sucker), 7569 nucleotides long. RefSeq names its product sodium/potassium-transporting ATPase subunit beta-1-interacting protein 2. The coding region runs from base 864 to 1490 and encodes 208 amino acids. Gene Ontology annotation, biological process: regulation of sodium ion transport. The transcript has 7 exons. Lineage: Eukaryota; Metazoa; Chordata; Actinopteri; Cypriniformes; Catostomidae. The record is from RefSeq and is a predicted model, not a curated record.